This is a messenger RNA of Candidozyma haemuli, 1713 nucleotides long. RefSeq lists its product as uncharacterized. Bases 1 to 1713 code for a protein of 570 amino acids. Gene Ontology annotation, cellular component: membrane. NCBI's taxonomy places the organism in Eukaryota, Fungi, Ascomycota, Pichiomycetes, Serinales, Metschnikowiaceae. Gene Ontology annotation, molecular function: amino acid transmembrane transporter activity. Gene Ontology annotation, biological process: amino acid transmembrane transport. The record is from RefSeq and is a predicted model, not a curated record. The transcript has a single exon.
AUGAUGAAUAACGAAAAAAAAAUCACUUCGAGGGUCUCCUACGAUGAGGAGCUGGUUAUCUCCAUCAACAGGAACUACAUCAGCCUGGGCGCUCAGGACUUUCACGAUAAAAUUGAUGUGGAUAAGUAUGGUACAACACAGCGUAAGUUGAAUUCUCGUCAUGUUUCCCUUAUGAUUAUUGGUCAGUCUAUUGGUACUGGUCUUUACGUUGGUUUGAAAGGCCCGCUUAUGACCUCGGGCUCUUUAUCUUUAUUUUUGGGUUUUUUAAUUUGGGCUGUUACCAUGAUUUGGCCCCUUAUGCUUGCUACUGGUGAAAUGUGUUCCUACUUACCAAUCAAGGGUACCUUCUUGCAUUUUGCUUCGAGAUGGCUCGAUCCGGCUUUGGGUUUUGCAACCACAUUGAUUUAUUUAUAUACCACUCUCAUGUUCAUUUGUGUUGAAGCUGUUGCAUUUGCAUCCGUUGCUGGCUAUUGGACAGAUGCUUCGCCUGCUAUUUUCAUUUCCGUUUGUUUGGCAACCAUUUUAUUUUUUAAUGUUUUUGGUGUCAACUGGUAUGGUGAAGUGGAAUUUUUUUCUUCCAUGCUUAAGGUCAUUCUCAUUAUUGGUCUUAUGUUUUUCGGUCUUAUUACCAUGUGUGGUGCUAACCCAAAGGGAGACGCAUACGGUUUCAGAAACUGGCCUAAAGGUGGUCUUUUCAAGGAAUAUCUCGUCGAGGGUAACACUGGUAAAUUUUUGGGUUUCUGGAACGUCUUGAUUUACGCUGCUUUUGCUUGUGCCGGUCCAGAUAUGUUGGGUAUGGUCUCAGGUGAAAUUUCUAGACCAAGAAAGAAUAUUGCCAUGGCCGCUAAGAGAACUUACAUUCGUAUCUUCUUGUUUUACGUUGGCGGUAUUUUCUUCAUGAACUCCAUGUGCGCUUCUAACAACCCUGACCUUCUUGCUGCUGAUGCCGCUGGCCAUGACGGUGCUGCUGCAUCUCCAUGGGUCAUUGGUAUUAAGUCUGUUGGUGUUAGCGGUCUCGACUCUGUUGUCAAUGCAGUCGUCAUGACGUCUGCUUGGUCUUGUGGUAACGGUUUCACUUAUGGUGCUGCCAGAAGUGCCUACUCUGCCUCGUUGGCCGGUUACUUGCCAAGAUUCUUCUCUUACUGUUUGAAGAAUGGUUGUCCAAUUGUUGCUGUGCUCUUUUCCUUGUCUAUUGGAUGUCUCUCAUACAUGAGUGUUUCCAAGUCUUCCGCAGUUGUUUUGGACUGGUUUAUUAACUUGGCCACCACUGGUCUUCUUUGUACCUACUGUGUCAUGUGGGCAUGCUACUUCAAGUUUAAGAAGAUUGUUGCUGUUCAACAAACCGACCAUGGUGAUGAGAAGUACUACAAGAUGAACAAGAUCUUCUACCCUUGGUUGACCUACUGGGCUGCUUUGUUCACCGGCUUGGUGCUUUUCUUCAACGGUUUCUGGAUUUUCUUCCCAGGUAAGUUUACCGUUGGUAACUUGUUCACCUCAUACUUUGCACCAGUCUUCUUUGGUAUCUUGGUGGUCUUCUACAAGUUCUGGAAGAAGACUAAGUGGAGAUCAGCCGAAGAAGCCGAUAUUAUCACCGGUAAAGCUGAAAUUGACGAUGAAGAGGAUGCCGAGAUUGAAGAGGAGAUGCGCCAUCCUAGAAAGGAGGGUUUCUUGUGGAAGUGCUGGUACAAGUUCUCCGACUUCUGUUUCAAUUAA